Messenger RNA from Capronia coronata CBS 617.96, 1608 nucleotides. RefSeq lists its product as uncharacterized. Bases 1 to 1608 code for a protein of 535 amino acids. Lineage: Eukaryota; Fungi; Ascomycota; Eurotiomycetes; Chaetothyriales; Herpotrichiellaceae. The record is from RefSeq and is a predicted model, not a curated record. The transcript has a single exon.
AUGCAAGAGAAGGUUUCCAGCGCAUCCCAGCCUGCUAAUCCUCCAGCUGCAAGAUCAAUGCAGCGUUGUGAGGAUCCCUGUACACCAGACGAGGACCUUCACAAACCGCUCCGGGAAAUAGAGAAUGCAAACAAGACUUCUCAGGGAAACUGUCUCACCAUCACCGAAGAGCCCGGGCCAAGUGACCAGAAUAACGGCGAUGUGCAAAGCCAGCCGGAGAAACCUCGACUGACGAUUCGGCAAAUUCGAGAAGCAGCACAAAGCAAAGUCCAGGCGCGACAGGAGUCCCACCCUCCUACGCCGCCUUCGGUGCCGCCGCCGAAGAAGAAGCCAUCGAUCCUGGGCGGGCUUUUCCAGGUUCGAGAACCGACACAGGUCGCCUUAAAUCAGGUUGCUGCACAAUUAGUUGCGCAGCAUGGAUCAACAAGUGCAACUAAGGUGCCCAAUGUGCGACUCGAAAAGAUGCCGGACUUUGUACCCAAAGUCAACUCAAAAUGGGAUGGCAUCCCUGACGGCGUCAAACAAAUGCAGAAGAAAGAGAAGGAAAGAGAAAAGGAUCGAUCCAAGUCGUCCAGACGUGACGGCUCUGGCAACACUUACCUGAGGACUGGAAGCCGUGACCGAAGAGACGACGAACGGGGAAGUUUGAAUAGUCGAACUUCGAGUUCGACAACGGAUUCACUUGCUAGCCGUGGCAGGUCAAGCGGAUCACACACUGCUUCUGCGCGAACUCGGUUCUAUGCCCCCUCAGCCAACUCCUCCGGUGACCUGGCAUCACAGCAUCGAACCGAUCGGCUUCUGCCUGGAAGACACUCCAGACCUUCGCCAUCCCCCACCAAUCAGUCCCAAGCCAAUUCGGUAGACAGUGUCCCUAAGGUCCGAGGACUUCAACGAGAGGUUGACACUGUACCUAGUCGAAGCUUGUCUUUGAAGCAACAUACUACGCAGGACAAUGGUCCAUCCAAUCCGAGCAUCGAUGGCCGGCUACGCGUUGGGCAGUCAGUAUCAGCUCAAGUACCGCCAUCUCCCGGUAAUGAGCCACUGCCGGCACAUUCUGCUUCGCCAGUCUUUACUCCAACAGAACUAUCUCCAGUGACUCCUACUUUCGAAGGCCAACCGAAUUAUAACCACAAUCUGUCGGCGGCGCCAAAGGAGAACUUCAUCUUCACGUCCUCUGGCCCUGGAGUUUUAGGACAACCGGCUGUUGCACACAAUAGCAAGACGAAUCUUGCAUCCGGUACGUUCCUUGCAGGAGAAGCACAAGAGCUAGCUCUAGCAGAUAAUGAUACAGACCGUCGCAUGGCGGAUUUGCCCGAGAAUGUUGAAGGCAACGACGAAGAUGUAACCGGCAAUCCUUCCACAACUCCUCGCAAACAGAAAGCCCUCGAGAAACGGCCAGAUAGUUCGCGGGCCAGACUUGGUUCUCGGGCAAACAUGCUCGUUAAGGAAGAAGUCACACCUUGGGAAGUGCAAGGCAAGAAGCAGACGUCUGUUUCAGCCCAGAAACCUGUUGCUGCGGCCAGUCCACGAGCGACUCCGAGUCCGCGCAACAGAUUCCACAAACCUUUUCCUUUCUUCGGCAAGGACAAGGAUAAAAGUUCGGCAUGA